Messenger RNA from Rhipicephalus microplus (southern cattle tick), 1422 nucleotides. RefSeq names its product decapping and exoribonuclease protein. Gene Ontology annotation, cellular component: nucleus; cytosol. Gene Ontology annotation, molecular function: mRNA 5'-diphosphatase activity. The record is from RefSeq and is a predicted model, not a curated record. Gene Ontology annotation, biological process: nuclear-transcribed mRNA catabolic process; NAD-cap decapping. NCBI's taxonomy places the organism in Eukaryota, Metazoa, Arthropoda, Arachnida, Ixodida, Ixodidae.
AUGAGUGACGGUGCUUCAGCACAGGCAGGCGCGCUUCAGCCCCCAAUGAGUCCCACUCUCGCCGGCGAAAGGGUCGCUGUGUUAACUGUAGAGGAAGCGCUUUCGGAGCGUGAUGGACCAAUUCCUGAUUACGAGCAAGUCCAAGUGAUUGGCGAUUUCUCCGUAGAGGGUGACCGGUACAUCGAGAGUGCGGCACACAGGAGGUACCUGCGAAAGCCACCUCCCGACAGGACCGAGCAGGACUUGAACGUGGGAUACGAAAAUGUAUCGCCCAGAAUGCCCGCAACAGAAACUUCACACCUUCUCUACUGGAUUAGUCGCCACAAAGACAGAGUGGUGUCACCUCCUUCACCGGAUGAAGACCGACCUUUGACCGCGCUGGAAGACGAAAACCCACGCGUGGUGUUCGUCUGCGGUCGGUUCACACUGCAAACUCUUAUUUGCACACCGCUCGCCAAGGACAACGACUGGCUGCUAGGGGCGUGCAGGCGCCCAGGCAUUGUGUACAUAUACAACCUGGCUGCAAAGUCAAAAGAGGCAGGACUUCCCGAAGGCAUGCAGAACUGGGAACUUCAUCGCCCGCGCCAUUGGGGCGCGCAGUUUCGUCGCAUCAUGACCACAAAACAACCGGAAGGUGCCGGCGAUGACGACAAGGAGCCCGGGGAAACAGGGGCUUACAUCGUCGUCCUCCGCAGCAAACUUGCAUCGCACUCUAUCGUACUUGCUGCCCAAGUGAAAGCGGUGGACCCGUCCGUUCAAUGCGAGCCGGGAUCCACAGCUGGCCUUGUGGAGUUCAAGCUGACUCAAUGCAAACGCAAUUCCUUGAGUGCAAAACAACAAGAAAGGCAGUUAAUGCUGGCGUGGUGGGCCCAAUGUCGCUUGGCUGGCAUCUCGAGAGCGAUGUGCGGCGUCAACAAGGGCAGUACUCUGUCCAGGACGAAAUAUAUGGACGUCAACAAGAUGCUAAAAAUGGCUAAGAAAAACUGGAAAGAAGACGUAUGCUGGCGCUUUGGCGAUUGCUUCCUUUCAUUCAUCAAACAACACAUGACAGAUGAAGACGGAAAAACUGUGUACCUCUUUGAAUACAAGUCAACAUCUAAAGAAAUCGUCUGCAGCCGCCUCACAGCUCCCGAAGAGAGAUACCAGCCUUGGGGAGAGAUACCAGAUUUGUCUGAAGGCGAUGAAAGUGGGCCAUCCAGCUGAGCGUCUCAUCACCGCUCGAGUGGCGCAUCUACAGUCGUUUCUUAUGUUUUAUCUUAUCAAAGACCGAAUGUUUUAUUUCGUGUGGUCAUCGAGUAUAGCUUUUACUGUUCUUGCUGCAGAUGUAUGGCUGCUAUUAUGUCACUGGACGCGUGAACUGUAUAUUGUUUUCACAGUUUCGUAAAUUUUAAUACUUGAACUUGCAGUAAAGUUUCAAUUUCU